ACAACUUUAUUCCUGAAUUAGAAAAGAUAAGAUCGAUUUAUCUUAUUAAUUGUAUUUAUUUUAUUACACAAUAUCAUUUCUGUAAUUAUAUCACAAUAUUUAUGCAUGCAGGUAUUUUGAUAUUUCUAGCAUGUAUAAAUAUAUUCUAUAUUAUUUAAGCAUUAAUUAUAUACAUUACUUUAUUCUAUAUUUUGUGUGCAGUUAAAGUUAUUCUUUUUUUAGUUCAUUUGUUGUUUUUUUUGGAUGGUUGUGUGCGCAUGCUGGUUUUCGUGAAGCCGACAGGGGGCGCACACACACACACACACACACACACACACACACACACGCACGAGCGCACGGACGGACGGACGCGCACACAUACACACGCGCGCGCAGUGUGGGAGGCAGCGCGAGCUGAUGCUGUACCGGAGGAUUUCGGGGUUUACCCGGUGCCCGCGCGUUUUUUUUCUUUUUAUCGGUAAAAUAAAUAAAUAAAUGUACUUUAAUAUUAUAAGAUCCUCCGACUGAAUAUUAUUCCCGGUAAUCGGUAAUGGAGGAGGAGGAGAACGGGCCUGUGUCGCUCGUCGUGAUCGUUUAAAAAGAGAAGAGAAGAGAAGGAGAGAGAAGAGAAGGAGAGAGAAGAGAAGGAGAGAGAAGAGAAGAGAGAGAGAGAAGAAGAGAGAAGAAAAGAGGAGAGAAGAAGAGAGAAGAGAAGGAGAGAGAAGAGAAGAGAAGAGAAGAGAAGAGAAGAGAAGCAUCAUAUCCGCUCCCACUGUAAAUAAAUGAUUUUGGAGCUGGCAGCUCCGGCAAGUGCAGGCCCGCUGCUGCAGCGCUCCAUCCCGCACAUCGAGCGCGUUUUUCGGGUCAGGGUGAGCUGCAGCGCCGCCGACACCCACACACACACCCACACGCGUGCGCGCACACGCAUCCACAACGGGACCGGGACCGGGACACACACCGACACCAGGACCCACACCGGGUCCGACACCGAGCCCAGGAGUGAGCCGCAGCCCGGCGGCGUUGUGGUCGUGAUCAUCCAGGAUGGUACGGAGGAAGACUGCAGCAGGGCUAAAAACUACAUUGUGUCUCUGAUCUCUCCGGCUCAGAGACAUCAUGAGCGUUUGACCCUGUGGCUCCAACGUCGUUUCCACGAGCCCGAGAGCUCCGAGGCCCGAGAUCAUGCGCCCAAGCUGAUGGAGGACGAGGAAGGAGAGGAAGAAGGGAGUAGCUCGGAGAGUGAAGGAGAGAGACGGAGUGCAGGAAGAGGAGGAGGAGGAAGAGCAAGGAAAUCCGAACUGAUGAUGGGGACUAAACCUCACCGGCAGCUAUGCCGCUCUCCGUGUCUGGACCGUCCGAGUUUUAGCCAGAGCAGCACGCUACAGGAACUGCGCACUGACGAUUCUCCGGCCACUCCCACUUCCUCAUCGCUGGCUCCACCCAUUCAGUUGAUGAGCCACACACCUUCUGAUCGGGACUACCAAAGCAAAAUGGAGUUUGCGCUGAAACUCGGGUACUCCGGCGAGCAGGUGGAGGCCGUGCUGAGCAAACUGGGUCCGAGCGCGCUCACUAACGACGUCCUGGCCGAACUCGUGCGACUCGGGAAUCGAGGAGAAAUCGAGGCACAAACGCAGACGCAGACGUCUGCUGGAUUAACGCCGGCUGGUUUAGCGCUAAGCCCGCGUGGCUCUGGGGCGAAGGAAUCCGUGAGUCCAGAAGCAUCACUCGAGGAGGAGACAAACGACACGUAUGACAACCUCCGACCCAUCGUUAUAGAUGGAUCCAACGUGGCCAUGAGCCAUGGAAACAAAGAGGUUUUCUCAUGCCUGGGCAUCCAGUUGGCGGUCGACUGGUUCCUGGAGCGAGGACACAAAGACAUUACGGUGUUUGUACCGGCGUGGAGGAAAGAGCAGUCCCGACCCGAUGCUCCAAUAACUGAUCAGGAAAUCCUGAGAAAGUUGGAGAAAGAGAAAAUCCUCGUCUUCACUCCUUCUCGCCGGGUCCAGGGACGACGUGUGGUCUGUUACGAUGAUCGUUUUAUCGUUAAAUUGGCGUGUGAUUCCGACGGCAUCAUCGUGUCGAACGAUAACUAUAGAGAUCUGCAGAAUGAAAAACCAGAGUGGAAAAAGUUCAUCGAGGAACGGCUGCUCAUGUACAGUUUUGUCAAUGACAAGUUUAUGCCACCGGAUGACCCACUAGGCCGACAUGGACCAAGCCUGGAAAACUUCCUUCGUAAGCGUCCUGUCGUCCCGGAGCACAAAAAGCAACCGUGUCCUUACGGUCAGUACAGCAAAUGUAAGAAGUGUACGUAUGGCCACAAGUGUAAGUACUACCACCCGGAGAGAGCAGCGCAGCCGAUACGAUCCGUCGCAGACGAACUCCGAGCUUUCGCCAAGCUGUCUGCGGUCAAGACCAUGAGCGAAGGUGCUCUCGCAAAAUGCGGCAUUUCUGGCACCAUCACGAAAGGAGACUGUUCUGAGGUGAAGCGGGUGGCGCCGAAACGUCAGUCGGACCCCAGCAUUCGUUCUGUGGGUUGUGAGCAGGAGGAGCGACUCUGUCCAGCUCGGAAAUCCGAAGCAAACUCGGUUCCAUCUUUAGUGACAGCUCUCAGCGUCCCAACCAUGCCUCCGACAAAAAGUCACGCAGCCGGGGCAUUAAACACUCGUUCGGCUAGUAGCCCAGUACCAGGGUCGCUUCACUUCACCCACAGCUCACUAGAACAUGCCGGAAGCAUCCAAUACCCUCCAAUAUUGGUCACCAACAGCCAGGGUGCAUCCGUGGCAUACAGUGAACCCUUUCCCAAAUAUGAUUCCGUAGUUAGCGACCAUGGAUACUAUUCAAUGCUGAGCGAUUUCUCCACUUUAAGCUUAGGAAGCAUGCAAGACAGCUUCUGUAGCUUAGAACAGCCAGAUCCAGUUGGAGUCGGAGGAGGGUAUCCUGGUCGAGCUUCCAGCAUUUGUCCUGAAUCUGGACGCAGCCACUCUUCGGACUCCUUCUCCUCCUACAGUGGAGAGAUGUAUUCCAUGGAAGGUAGCAUGGAUGAUGGGAUGAAGAUUCCACCAUCUGCUCAAUCCCAAGUGCAAUCCCAGGUACAGUCUCGUUUGCAAGCUUUUGCUCAUGGGUUCCACCAUGAGGCUUUGACCAGAGUCCAAAGUUACGGCACGGAUGAACCCAAACCGGGGCCACGCAAACAAACCUCGGCCCAUCUUGUGCCUCACACGCAGCAUCAGGUGAUUGGAGCUCGAUCCAGUUGCCCCGGUGACUAUCCUCUGCUUCCCCAGAAUGUGUUGCCUUCGUCCGUUCCUGCUCAGCCAGGCAGAUCUUUGGGAAUGACACGAAUGGACAGCAUUUCAGAUUCCCGUCUUUAUGAAAGUAACCCUCUCCGACAGCGUCGCCCCCCUCUGUGUCGAGAGCAACAUGCCAGCUGGGAUCCUUUGCCAUGUGGGAAUGAGCCUUACGGGUAUGGAGGGUACGGGCUGACGGGAGGACUCAUGCCCUGCUGUGAAAGAGUGAUGGUCCGGAGUAUGCCAGAAAAAAUGGAACAGAUUUGGAGGUCACCGUGGGAUAUGUCACCAGGACCUCAUGGACUGGUGGAACCACAGGAGCGACACCCGAUCCCUGAACACCAGUACCAGACAUAUCGAAACCUCUGCAAUAUCUUCCCAGCAUACGUAGUCCAUUCGGUCAUGGAGAAGAAUCCUCAUAUGACGGAUCCUCAGCAGCUAGCAGCAGUUAUUGUAACGAAACUACGUUCCUGUCAUUGAGCAAGCAAAAGGGGAAGCAACGCAACGUUUUCAAAGAUUUCUCUUUUCUUUCUUUCAAUUUCAUAAUCGGAUCUACGCAACCAGUCCCUUGAAAAAUAUCAACCCUUUUCUUCCGAAUGAUCCUCCUAUAUUGCAACAUAAUUCUUUCCUGUGCAUAAGGAAAAGAAUUAGCAAUGCUACAUGAGGUAUGGAUGAUGGUCGGUUGAUCCAUGUGAUGUGAUAGUUAGUCCAAGUUAAAGAAACCAUCCAUUGGAGAAUGAAGCGAUUCCGUUGCUUGAUGUUGUUUACAAUGUAAUUCCCAAAUUUUGGCAUAUCAGUAUAGCAGUUUUUUUAUUUACUGUAUUUCGCCUUGAUGAUAGCUGGAGUACCUGAACACGUUGCAGCUAAGCUAAUGCGCAAAUGUCCCCUUUGUGAAAACUAAAGCAACAACCAGAGAGCAAUUAUUCUCUGGCAAAUAUCGUCUCAUAUUAAUUGCAUUUUAGCAUUCAAUUGAAUUCUUGAAAGAAAAAAACAAAACCCUUGUAGGGAAACGCUGAUCAGAAAUGAUUGUGAUCCGAGUACAAUGACGUAUUGUCUUGCACCAGUGUAAAUAUUGUGACUGUGCGUUUAUUCUCUUUUCUUUUUCUUUUCUGGUUAUGUAAAAUACGUGAAUAUUUUCCGAAAGGAGCGUAAACUCUGGAGUACCUCAAAGCAUGAACUUUGACCUUUUGAAACUUUUAUGGCCUUACAUCAUGUGACCUCACCACAAGUGUGUUAACGUGGUUAUAUAUCAAUAUAUAAAUAUAAAUAUAUAUUUUUUUCUGAUGGUUGUCGAGGUCACCGUUCGUGUUUAGUAUUUAAGCACUAGCGGUAAUUUAGAGCAAAUAUUUUCCUGUUCUUAGCGAUAUACCACUUCACGAAGACUACCUUGGUAUUCGUAGUGAAACAACGCCGACCUGCCAAAAAAACCGAAAUCAAACAAACAAACGGCAUCCCAGUUUCCUCACUCGCACUACGCCAUUUUAAAGGAUUCCUUCAUGCUGCUUACGCAAGGCCAAAAAGAUAAUUAAUGUGUUUAUAUAUGCUGUUUGACGUGUUUGUUGUGCUGUAGCUUUUACAAAAUCUAGAAACUUUCUGGGGUUGAAUGAUUUACGUGGUCUUUGAAGUCUGUUUCGGUAACAGCUGCGUAUUUGACCAAAUUGACGCGUUUCUCCAGGUUUGUAGAAAUGAUUCAGCGGCAGAGAUUCACACGGAUGAUUUUUAAAAGGAAAACGCCAACGUAGCUCCAAACUAAUUGCAAUUAAAAAAUGUUCUAGCUACUCCGCUAGCUUGUCUUACACCAAGCGGCUAAUCGUAAACAUUAUUUUAAGUUAAUAACAGUAGCUACGCAUUACAUCUAUCAAAUAAACUGAUUAGCUAGCUGAAGUCCGUAAUCUGGUCCUGAUCCCGAAACGUCUAUUUUGUACACAAUGGCAUUGAGGAGGACAUGUGUAAAUCUGAGCGUUUAGAAAGGUAGUCAUUAUAGCUUUAACAAGCUCCGAAUCGAUGCAUGAGAAUUUAUCGUGAGCUUGGUACUUAAUUGGCUCGUUAAUAAGUUAAGACGUAUCGCAAAUUAACGAGAUUUUGUGUGUUUACGGAGGGACGGAAGUGGACGCGCGUCUAAUCGGCAAAAUGCUCCUGAAGAGCAUCUGUUUUCUGAUUUGUGCUGGGAGACGUCGUGGCCCCGCCCCGUUUUUGUAUAUGAUAUUAUUAUAUUAGCGCAAUCUUAGCGGAACGGUUGAAUGUUUACAGACUCGGAGAUGAGAUUCUCUCCGUCUGGGUAGAAAAAGGAAACUUUAUUUCCGUCGUUGUAGUUUGUUGGAGGUUUUGUUUUCAUGAGCGCAGGUUCUCGCUCGUGGGAAGGUUGCGACACACUGCCUACCUGUUUCUCCCUGUGCGAUACACACACACACGGAACACCAGGCUGACGUUGGGUUGUUUCUGACAUUUGAUUGACGGGUCGCUUGCUGCUACAUUUUUCCCCACGUCUCAUUGUUUUGUUUUGUUUUUUCGCUUGUUCUCGCUUUCCUGCUUGUUUCCUUGUGAAAAAACUGAGAACAUUUAUUUCAGUAAUGCAGCCACAUACAGAGUCAUGGUACAAAAACUCAAUCAGCACUCAAUCAGCACUUACGUAAAUCCCCAUAGAAAGGUUCCUGGCUUCCUGAAAUGGCAUUUAAGAUCCUGAAGAAGUUCCUCUUAUGAAACAUGGCUAAACAAACUAGCUUCGCUGGGCACUGUAUCUCAGGCUAUAAGAUUUAUACACCUGUACACAUGCAAUUUGCACCACACUAAUAGGUUCUUACAAAGAUUCCUGGAAUUCAAAUAAGGUCAAGAACUUAAAAAAAAAAAAAAAAAAAGUUCUAUGUUUGCUGUCUUUUGCUACGACGCUAUAAUGCUACAACGCUGCACGGUUAACGCCUGAUAUUAGCAUGACCGCGUCUGAGGUAACUUUUUUCCUGCCUCUUCUGAGGCACUGAUUUAUUUUGUUGACUCGCAGCAAGCCAUCGCGCCUCAAAUGUCCAGAAACGACCUUUUGCUUGUUGAUACAAAUUGUAUCUAUUUCUUGAUUGUAAAAAAAAUUGAGCUGUACAGUAUUAACAUAUAUACAUAUAUAUACAUAUAUAGAGUUAUAUAUCUAUACAAAUAGCUUAGUUUUAUUCAAAAGAUAUAAAAAAUUACCGUCAUUAAUGCCAUAAUGUUAGUGACACUAUGUGUCACUGGUGUAGCCCUUACAGAAGGCUUGUUUCCUGCUGGGCAAGACAUCUAUAGACCAGGAUCUCUAUCUCUCUCUCUCAUUUACUCAUUCUAUCUAUCCAUCUAACACACAUUUACUCAUUCUCAAAGAGGGUAUAUGAUUGUAAGUGGGCGUGGCCAGUAAAAUAAGGGUGUGGUCGUCGUUAAUUUAAUCUAAACUGAUAAUUGCUGCUUUUUUUUUCCAAUACGUCUGGAGGAGAAGAGACACGCCCACUUACACAUGUUCUGACACAUCAAGCCGACCUGGAGAACCAGACCAAGAACCAGCGCAUGAAUCAGUACCUGCAGUGCUGUGGAGGUCUGAUAGAUUAGUUCCUGCCUCCUGGGAAAUUCCUAAAAUUGGAACCAAAAUUGAAAAAUGGUUCGUAAAGUUGUUGCGAGGCGCUCAACAAGGCUCCAGGUGUUUUUUUUUUUCGUUUUUUUUAAAAGGUCUUGUGAUCCUUAGAAGGUUCCUGAACACUUAGAGGUUAAAUGUUUUUGAGUUCCUGAAAAGUUUCACAUCUUCAAAGUUAAUGGGUUCCUGGAAUAGUUCCUGAAUUAAAAGGCAAUGAGAGAGAGUUCCUGGGGAUAAUGAGAGUGUUUCAGGAUAAUUAUAACAUUUAGAUUUAGAGUUUUACUGAAAUGACUGUCCAGAACCAUCACACUGGGACACACACACACACACACACACACACACACACACACACACACACACACACACACACACACACACAGGAAUAAUCUCCGGUCCUGUCGGCUCGGUGUGACAGAACCCAAAGAGCUGUUCUUACAUAAGUACAGGAAGUCACCUGAUUACAUCAUAGAUAGAUAAUGAGAUCUAUCUAUCUAUCUAUCUAUCUAUCUAUCUAUCUAUCUAUCUAUCUAUCUAUCUAUCUAUCUAUCUAUCUAUCUCUCUGAUGUAUGGAUCGGGGGGGUAACGCUCACACACACUCACACACACACACGUGUAUAUACAUAAAAAUAAAUAUAUAUAAAUAUUUUUAUUUCUGUAAAUAAACCACUUAGAUUUGCACAGUAUUAGUGCUUUUUACAAGCAUGCACGCACACACACACACACACACACACACACACACACACACACAGGUCGCCUUGCUAACCCCAGCUAGCUCGGGUUUCUGUGUGUAAUAAAUAUGAAUGAAUUGUUCUGGACUUUUUUACGUGAACUGAAACGUGGAUUCGUGACGAAUUCAAAUAUUUCCUGUCUUUUUUUUUCAUUUUUUAUUAAAACAUCCCCUCCCCCUACAAGUGCAUUAUGGGUAAUGUUUUGGCUGUGAAAUGGUAAAAAAAAAUCACAAUAGUGCACUAUGUAGUGAGUAGGAUGUGGUUUAGGAUGGGAGCGUUACCAUGGCAACGUGCGAGACGAGCUCUGAGAGCAAAGUGUUUAUGACUAGUGAUUUGGAACAGAACCCAAAUGAAGACCAUACACACAGAUAAACAUGUUUUGUGUUGUAUUGACGCAAACACACACACACACACACACACACACACACACACACACACACACACACACA
Molecule: messenger RNA, 8023 nt
Organism: Silurus meridionalis
Lineage: Eukaryota; Metazoa; Chordata; Actinopteri; Siluriformes; Siluridae
Gene: zc3h12b
Product: zinc finger CCCH-type containing 12B
Exons: 6
Coding region: 762-3740 (992 amino acids)
Cellular component (GO): nucleus; cytoplasmic ribonucleoprotein granule
Molecular function (GO): mRNA binding; RNA endonuclease activity; metal ion binding
Source: RefSeq, a predicted model, not a curated record